Molecule: messenger RNA, 2562 nt
Organism: Heteronotia binoei (common prickly gecko)
Lineage: Eukaryota; Metazoa; Chordata; Lepidosauria; Squamata; Gekkonidae
Exons: 19
Coding region: 182-2524 (780 amino acids)
Source: RefSeq, a predicted model, not a curated record
AACAACAUCCCAGCCCACCUAAACUUUGAUGUCCUGAUUGGGAACAGGUGAAAACUCCUGCAGAAGAAGGCAGCAAUUUAUAUAUAAGUUUGUCUUCCUCGUCCCUCCAGAAGUGAGAUGCUGUUAUCUUUGGCAACAGCAGAUUUUGGAGUAAUUGGCUUUUGAGGAGGAAGUUGCCACGAUGCCUUCUCUCUGCUUUGCCUGCUUGGCCCUGCUGUGUCUGUUCCUGCCCCAGGAAGUGACAUCCGUACCUUUUCCUGCAGGUGCUGCGCGAACUGAAUGUCGGGCCCGCUACUUUUGGAUAUGGCUGGAUAAAGCCACGCUAGGCCAGAACUCAUGGCGUUAUGGAGUCUUCAACAAUCUUGGACAGCUCAUUCCUGUGACGGACCAGGUCGCUUCCCAGUGCGGCUUCACGCGUACCACCGACCUGUAUGGCAACCCAGAGAUCAGAGUCUCUUUCCUGGCAUGUUCCAUCAAGAAUUUGUUUGACCAGGAAUUCAGCCUCCAGCUGCAGGUGGAGGUAACCAGUCCGGGGAACCUGACUGUGGCUUACGACGUGUCCAUGACGUGCCCCCUCGGCGCCCCAUGGAGUCCCCGGGAGAUCGUCUGUGAAGAAAACUACAUGGAGGUGUCCGUCCGGCGUGCUGUCCCGGGCAUAGCAGACGAAGCCCUGAAUGAAGACUGGAUCGCCGUGUGGCCUGUGGCACAGGGGGCUAUGAACCAAGUCUGGCAAGUGGUCUUCCACUUCCAGAACGGCUCCAUGCAGAGCAUGACGGCCACUCAGGCCCACACCUUGGGCUACGGGGUCAACACCACGGCGACUCGUGUCCUCUUCCGCACACCCUACAGCAUGCAGCAGACGGAAAUCUCCGAGGUGCAGGGCCUAGAAGUGGAGGUUGCACGAGCCACCAUCUUCUACAAGGAGACCUGGAUGUUUCUAAUAGUGGACACUGCCAUCGCCUGCCCUAUCAACCCUCCAGUCUUCACAGCCUCGGAGCUGACCUGGGUCACUCCACGAAUCCUGCCAUCUCUGGUGAAGUUCCCAGACCUGUAUCGGGAUGAGACCAUAGAGAUGGGCCUGGAUGGGCGUGUGAUCGACACGGCCACCGCUGUGAGGAAUGGGUACACCUUCCUGACGAAUGCCAACUUCAUCAGGGUCUCUGUGCCCAUUGGGGCCCCUGGAGGGCUCACUGAGAGUGACGUGAUUGACAACCGCUAUGGCAUGAUGUACAGCAUUAAGCUGCUGCUGGACCGCCGGUGGCAAGGAGACGAGAGCGACUGGACUCGCCACCGCAGCCUGAAGGCCAUCCGCACAACGUUUGCUCCUCAGAUGCCCAUGCUCAUAGACAACACUGUCCCAGAGAGGGGCUACUUCGACGUCACCUUGGGCAACUUCCUCCCCGAUGUGGGGCUGGUGACUGUUGCGAUCGGCGGCCAGCCCUUGACUCCUGAAGAACUCGAGAGCCGGGGCUGCAAGCUGGUGGAAGUUCCCAAUCCCAAUGGCACCAGGGCCUUCACUCUGACGGUCCCUUUUGACGAUCCUCUGGUGCCACAAGAGUACCUGCAAGGCACCAUCCGGAGAUACACCUUGCCUCUGAUCUACGCCCUCAACCUGAUCCCCAAGAACAAACCUCUCACCCACCCGGCCAUCGUUAAAUGCGACGUCCCUGACGUCGUCCUUCCGACUGUCGAGGGCGUCUGUGAGGUGGGAAGAAUCAGCCUGGUGAUGACCCGAGGCAACCUGGAUCGCUACUGGGUCCCAUAUGUCAGGAAUCUGCGAUUGACAGCUGAGCUUGCCGAGUCCCAGAACUACACUGUGCAGGAUGACGGCAGCCGCUUCUACCUAUCUGUCCCCCUCCUGGCAGCUGGCUUGACAUAUGAGGAUAUCUCCCUUCAAGGCCUGACUGCCCGGCUAGACUUCAGUCUGAGGGAUAACAAGACUCUAGAGGUCAUCAUAACCUUUCCAGUUUCCUGCAUCUUCCCUACUGGGAAACUCCUCGUGUGUCUUCCCAAUGGCACGAUGGCAGCCACAGUUCUCAGCCUGGAUACCAAACCUGCCUUCGACCCCAGGAGAACCCACCUGCUAGAUGAGAACUGUGAGCCAGUGGCUGCUGAUGAAUCCAGGGCCCUCUUCUCUUUCCCAGUCUUCACCUGUGGCACAACGCAAAGGUUUGAAGAUAAUUAUUUGGUGUUCGAGAAUGAAGUGAUCUCCAAGAGACGACUGAUUCCAGAAUCCAACCCAGCUAUUACCAGAGACUCCCAAUAUAGGCUGACGCUGCGCUGCCGUUAUCCCCUCAAUGAGACGCUCAGAGUGUGGGCUCAACAACUCCAGGGGGGCUUGGUUAUGCCUAUGCCCUACACCCUUGGGGCCAGAGCCUCUCUUGCAGCUUACCGGCAGGGAAGAUCCAUGGAUGGCCACGUUUCCUUCCAGAUGGCAAGUCCUCUCUCGGCAGGAGCGGCUGAAUCGGCGCAGUUCUGGUUUCCAGUGUUUGCAGUAGCUGUAUUGGCAGGCACCAUUGCUUAGCAGUUCACGCAAAACAAAAUAAAAUCUCUUUGGACUUU